AUGGGGAGCAGGGGAGCCCCAGGGGCCGCCGUCGUCGCCGCGGACGACGACGAUGACGACGAGGGCCCGGUGCCGGAGGCGUCGCAGCAGAGGUACCUCCCUGUGGAGCCGCACGACAGCGCCGUCGUCGCCGCGGACGACGACGAGGAGGAGGAGGGCCCGGUGCCGGAGGCCUCGCAGCAGAGGUACCGCCCCGUGGAGCCGCACGACAGCGCCGUCGUCCAGAUGGCGCCCCUCGACCCCGGCGCCUCCGCCGACCCCUCCUCGGGGCCCAGGCCCAUUAAUCCUGGUAGGAACAGAAGUAUGGAUCCAAGAAUGCGAGUGGCUUCUUCCAAUGCGCACCGUACAUCUAGUGCACGUCAAAGUGAUUCAAAGCUCGAGCUCUUCGGUUUCGACUCGUUGGUCAAUAUUUUGGGACUUAAGAGUAUGGCAGAAGAACCAGCUCAGACACCUGUCAGUCCUACGGAUAGUGAGGAUAUCGGUAUUACCAUCGGACGCCCUAAGGAAACUGACCCUAAACUCGGUACCAUGAUGGGUGUCUUUGUGCCGUGCUUGCAGAAUAUCUUGGGAAUAAUCUAUUAUAUACGUUUCACAUGGAUCGUCGGUAUGGGAGGCAUAUGGCAGUCCCUUGUUUUAGUUGCAUUAUGUGGCGCAUGCACAUUUUUAACUGCAAUAUCAUUAAGCGCGAUUGCAACAAAUGGGGCAAUGAAGGGUGGUGGACCAUACUAUCUAAUUGGCCGUGCACUAGGUCCAGAAGUUGGAGUUAGUAUUGGAUUAUGUUUCUUCCUUGGAAAUGCAGUUGCUGGGGCUAUGUAUGUGCUGGGAGCUGUAGAAACCUUUUUGGAUGCUGUUCCUUCUGCUGGAUUUUUUCAAGAGAAGGUUACAGUGGUCGAUAGUACAGCAAAUGGAGGCAGUGGAAUAACUAUAUCAACACCCAGCUUGCAUGACCUCCAGAUCUAUGGUGUCAUUGUGACCAUACUGUUGUGUUUUAUUGUGUUUGGUGGCGUCAAAAUUAUCAACAAGGUUGCCCCUGCUUUCUUAAUGCCAGUCCUCUUCUCAAUACUCUGCAUUUACAUUGGUGUCUUGAGUGCUCCAGGACCCAACUCUCCAAAGGGAAUCACUGGGUUAAGUACGACUACACUAGUUGACAACUGGAGUGCAGAUUACCAACCUACAAAUGAUGCUGGAGUUCCUGAUCCAAAUGGGCCUAUAUAUUGGGAUUUUAACGCAUUGUUAGGUCUCUUUUUCCCAGCUGUUACAGGAAUCAUGGCUGGUUCGAACCGCUCUGCUUCACUUAAAGACACACAAAGUUCAAUACCAAUUGGAACAUUAUAUGCUACCCUUUUAACUACUAUGAUGUAUCUACUGUCUGUGUUUCUGUUCGGAGCCUUGGCUACAAGACAAGAGCUUCUAACUGACAGGCUCCUAACAGCUACAGUCGCUUGGCCUGCCCCAGCAGUAAUUCACAUUGGCAUUAUCUUGUCUACUUUAGGUGCAGCGCUGCAGAGUCUAACAGGGGCUCCAAGGUUACUUGUGGCAAUAGCGAAUGAUGACAUUCUCCCUGUUCUAAACUGUUUUAAAGCUUAUGAAGGGUCUGAGCCGCACGUGGCGACUCUGUUUACAAGCUUCAUCUGUAUUAGUUGUGUUGUGAUUGGGAACUUGGAUCUAAUUACACCCACUAUCACUAUGUUUUUCCUUCUGUGCUAUGCCGGUGUGAACCUUUCCUGCUUUCUGCUUGACCUCCUCGAUGCUCCAAGUUGGCGUCCUCGAUGGAAGCUUCACCAUUGGAGCCUUUCUCUCAUCGGCGCAUUGCUUUGCAUUGUUAUCAUGUUUAUGAUCUCUUGGGCUUUUACUGUGGUCUCUCUUGCCCUUGCAAGCCUUAUCUACUACUAUGUCAGCUUAAAAGGAAAGGCUGGAGACUGGGGAGAUGGAUUUAAGAGUGCCUACUUUCAACUAGCUCUGCGAAGUCUUCGAUCACUGGGAGCAAACCAAGUUCAUCCAAAAAAUUGGUACCCUAUUCCUCUCAUAUUCUGCCGCCCUUGGGGCAGACUUCCAGAAGAUGUCCCAUGCCACCCAAAGCUUGCAGAUUUCGCUAAUUUCAUGAAGAAAAAGGGACGUGGCAUGUCGAUAUUCGUCUCUAUAAUUGAUGGUGACUAUCAUGAAUCUGCUGAGGAUGCAAAGGCAGUCUGCAGGCAACUAAGCGCUUAUAUUGACGACAAGCGCUGUGAGGGUGUUGCGGAGAUCAUCGUGGCACCCUCGAUGUCCGAUGGGUUUCGCAGCAUUGUUCAGACAAUGGGCCUGGGAAACUUGAAGCCAAACAUCGUGGUCAUGCGCUACCCUGAAAUCUGGCGGGAUGGAGGGCUGAUGCUUCUGCUGUCUCAGCUCCUACUAACCAAGGAUAGUUUCGAGGACUGUAAGAUCCAGGUCUUCUGCAUCGCCGAAGAGGACUCCGAGGCCGAGGAGCUAAAGGCUGACGUCAAGAAGUUCCUGUAUGAUCUCAGGAUGCGAGCAGAGGUUAUCGUCGUCACCAUGAAAUCCUUCGAAGCGCAUGCGGACGGCAGUUCCAGGAUUGAUGACACUCAAGAAGCUUACACAAGCGCACAGAACAGAAUCAGGGUAUACCUUUCAGAGAUGAAGGAGACCGCGGAGAGAGAAGGGCGGCCCCUGAUGGAGGGCGGCAAGCAGGUCGUGGUUAAUGAGCAGAAGGUGGACAAGUUCCUCAACACCAUGCUGAAGCUGAACGCUACCAUCCUCAGGCACUCCAGGAUGGCCGUCGUGGUGCUGGUGAGCCUCCCGGCGCCGCCGCUGAACCAGCCCGCCUACUGCUACAUGGAAUACAUGGAUCUGCUCGUCGAGAACGUGCCGCGGAUGUUGAUGGUUAGGGGAUACAGAAGAGAUGUUGUCACACUUUUCACAUGA
This is a messenger RNA of Triticum turgidum subsp. durum (durum wheat), 2919 nucleotides long. The record is from the annotation of a GenBank genome assembly. NCBI's taxonomy places the organism in Eukaryota, Viridiplantae, Streptophyta, Magnoliopsida, Poales, Poaceae.